This is a messenger RNA of Microplitis demolitor, 1371 nucleotides long. Its product is annotated as E3 SUMO-protein ligase ZBED1-like. Gene Ontology annotation, molecular function: DNA binding; protein dimerization activity. Bases 1 to 1371 code for a protein of 456 amino acids. The record is from RefSeq and is a predicted model, not a curated record. The transcript has 4 exons. NCBI's taxonomy places the organism in Eukaryota, Metazoa, Arthropoda, Insecta, Hymenoptera, Braconidae.
AUGUCUACGACUAAAAGAACGACAAGUAGGUGGCAUCAAUAUUUUAAUAUUGACAAUAAAUCUGGCAAUGGCAAUGCUAAAUGUAAAUAUUGCCCUAAAAUUUUGAAAACGUGCAGUAAUACUACCAAUUUAAAACAGCACAUGGAAAGGAAACACUCUGGUGUCAUUAGUAUUGAAAAUAAAGAGGAUCAUGCUGUCAAGUCGGGAAACAAUUCGCAGGAAGAAUUAAUUGCAGACUUGUUUCCUAAGCAAUCGACAUCUACACGUUCUAAAGAAUCUGUUGUUUCUUUCAAUAUAGCUUGUGAGCCGCUUUCGGAGAGUCAUACCGCCGAAUAUUUAUCAACCACCAUUGAAAAUAUUUGUGAAAAUUGGGAAAUUCCUGAUGAAAAAAUAGUGGCCAUCACUACAGACAAUGGUGCAAAUAUAGUAAAAGCCAUUGAUAUAGCAUUUGGAAGAGCAAAGCAUAUUCGUUGCAUAGCCCACACAUUAAACCUUGUUGUGCAAAAUUCGGUCACGGUGAAUGAAAUAAAAAUAUUCAUUGAUAAAAUUCGCAGAAUUGUACAAUGGUUCCAUCAGAGCGGAGUUGCUGCAGACCAAUUGAGAAAUUCUCAAAAGCCUGAAAAUGUACCAGAAGGAAAAAUUAAACACCUGGUAGGAGAUGUUUCAACGCGGUGGAAUUCACAAUUGCAUAUGCUUGAAAGGUUUAUAGCUAUGAUUGGGGCAGUGGGCGGCAUUUUGUUGAAUUACCCUAAUGCUUCUCCUAUGAUUCAAGCUAGUGAAAUUGCUGUACUGAAAGAGGUCGUAAAAAUUCUCAAACCGUUUGAAAAAGCAAGCGAGGAGAUGUGCUCUGAAAAAUAUGUUAGCGCAAUUCAUUUAUUUAAUACUGCAACAUUUUUCGAUCCUCGUUUUAAAAAAUUACACCUUGAUGACGGAGCAUCUUUGGCAAGAACUAUGAACUACAUUAAACGAUCCAUUGAUGAAAACCGAGAACCUGAAGAUUGCCCACUGUUAAUAACUUCGGCCGCUGAUGAUGUCGAUAAUGAUGACAUUUGGGGAACUCACCACAAGCUGUUGUUGGAGACUAUGAGAACCAGUCGAAGUCACAUUCAGACAUCAGAAUUGAGCUUGUACACAGCUGCGCCUCUAAUAGGAUUAAAAGAAGACGCUUUAGAAUACUGGAAAAGCUAUGAGGGAGCUUAUCCCAAACUCACAAAUUUGGCGUGUAAGCACCUAUUGGUACCGUUUUUUUCGGCUCCAGCAGAGAGAUUGUUCUCGAAAGCUGGCGCUAUAUUAACGAAGACCAGGAGCCGAAUAUUAUCCAAACGCUUACCUAAGCUGUUAUUUCUGAACUCGUUGCCUACGGAUUUCUAG